GGGAGACCAGAUAUAGUGAAUGCAGGGUCCUGGGAGACCAGAUAUAGUAAAUGCAGGGUCCGGAGAGACCUGAUAUAGUGAAUGCAGGGUCUGGGGAGACCGGAUAUCGUGAAUGCAGGGUCCGGGGAGACCAGAUAUAGUGAAUGCAGGGUCCGGGGAGAGCGGAUAUAGUGAAUGCAAGGGUCCGGGGAGAGCGGAUAUAGUGAAUGCAGGGUCCGGGGAGAGCGGAUAUAGUGAAUGCAGGGGUCCGGGGAGAGCGGAUAUAGUGAAUGCAGGGUCCGGGGAGAGCGGAUAUAGUGAAUGCAGGGUCCGGGAA
Messenger RNA from Staurois parvus, 316 nucleotides. NCBI's taxonomy places the organism in Eukaryota, Metazoa, Chordata, Amphibia, Anura, Ranidae. The record is from the annotation of a GenBank genome assembly.